Molecule: messenger RNA, 1445 nt
Organism: Opisthorchis viverrini
Lineage: Eukaryota; Metazoa; Platyhelminthes; Trematoda; Opisthorchiida; Opisthorchiidae
Exons: 3
Coding region: 240-1445 (401 amino acids)
Cellular component (GO): plasma membrane; gap junction
Molecular function (GO): gap junction channel activity
Source: RefSeq, a predicted model, not a curated record
CUACUUUCCAACUUCGUCCCGGAAGCACCUAAGCUACUCAUGCUCGAUUCUCGUUAAUGACAUGGAGGUUGGAUUAGCAUUGUCAUCAUCAAAGUUUGCCGGUGCAUCCAACCACUGUGAUUAUUUUUGUCUUGCUUGAGGUGUUUUCAGGAUUCAUUAUAAAAAGUUCCAUGAUGUCGGUCAAAAAGCUCUGCCCUGAGUGAAAUUAGUCAAUUUUCAGUUCACCUUAUGUGCCGGAAAUGGAUCCUGGAGGGGCACUCAAGAUCAGUCGGCUCUUUAAAGUCCACUAUGGUGGGGACGGGGUGGAUUUUGUGGAUCAGUUAAACUAUCAGUUCACCAGUGGAAUGAUUAUUGUAUUUAUCGUGAUGAUCGGAUUUCGACAGUAUGUGGGAAAACCACUUCACUGUUGGGUUCCGCAAGAAUUUACCAGUUCAUGGGAAGACUAUGCAGAGAAUUUGUGUUGGGUCCAAAACACCUACUUCCUACUUCCAAAUGAAGCCAUCCCGGAAGAAGAUUUUGAAAUGCUUCGGGUUCGUCAUAUCUCGUAUUACCAAUGGGUGGCAAUCGUGCUUGCUGGUCAAGCUAUGAUGGCCUGGGUUCCUCAGAUGUUCUGGCGUGUCUGGUCUAAACGCGUCCCUGUCCUGCUGCGUAACGCUCGAGAAGCCGCUGUGCCUGAUAAGGAGACGCGACACAAAGCUAUCAGCUGCCUUGUCGCCGCCUUAGAAGAGGUAUCGGAGGCGUCCAAACGAUUUCGCAGAACUCGUGGUGUAUUCAAACGAUGCCUACGCGGUGCCCCACCAACAACUCAAAUUACGUUGCUCUUCCUAUUUGUACGCUUUCUAUUCAUUGCGAACAAUGUUGGGCAAAUUUACAUAAUGCGACGUUUUAUCGGGACAAACGACACAUUGUUCGGCCUCCACGUCUUUCAGGAACUAAUGACCGGCAGCCAAUGGGAAGUGUCAGGAUUGUUUCCCCGGGUGACAUACUGUGAUGUGAAAGUCAGAAAACUGGGUCAGUUAAAACCCGCCUCUUACACCCUGCAAUGUGUGCUUCCAGUUAACUACUUCAUCGAAAAAGUGUACGUGUUUCUAUGGUUUUGGUUCAUUAUUGUGGCAGGAAUCACUGCAUUGAACACGCUACAAUGGAUAUUCAAUGUGUGCGUCCCAUUCCGUCGUGUCUAUUUUGUCCGUCAAUACCUGAAAGCACUCAAACAGCUCUCGCAUACCGAAGAGACCGAAUGUGCUCGCUUCGUAAACAACGAUCUUGGCUGUGAUGGAGUUUUCCUUCUUCAGGCCGUCAGUCGUAUCUCAAGUGACCUUAUUGUGCUCGAUGUGACUGGAAUGCUCUGGACCAACUAUCAACGGGCCAAAAUAACAGGAACUGAAGGAGAUAUUACACGGUUUAUUGAAAGUAUCAAUCGGGUUGGUGGAGUUGGUACCGUAUAG